GUACGCGAUCCUUUUCUCAAAAGAAAACUAAUUGACACCCCAAAUUCUGUAACUUGAAGCUCUCGGCUUCCUCAGAAAAAUCCAUUGAAGCUCAAGAACACCCCAAAUUCUCAAGCUAUCAGCUUCGCAGGAAAUUCACUUAACUGCGACAUUAGAAUGGAACUGCAUGGUGAUAGAACAGAUGGGACCAGUCAAAUGGAACCGGUCCAACAGCCACUUAUAUCUGGAAUUCCUGAUGAUAUUGCUCUUUUCUGCAUGGCAAGGGUUCCUCGAAAGUACCAUACAGUCCUAAAGUGUGUUUCAAGAAGAUGGCGGCACUUGGUGGGCAGUGAAGAGUGGCAUUCCUACCGUCGAAAGCAUACACUUGACGAGACUUGGAUCUAUGCUUUGUGCCGAGACAAGUUGGAGCGUGUUUGCUUGUAUGUGUUGGAUCCAAACUCAGCAAGAAGGAGUUGGAAGCUUGUUAAUGAGCUUCCACCUCGCACCUUGAAGAGAAAAGGCAUGGGUUUUGAAGUGCUAGGAAAGAAAAUUUACUUGUUGGGUGGUUGUGGUUGGUGUGAAGAUGCUACAGAUGAGGUCUACUACUAUGAUGCUUCCCUGAACACUUGGAGUGAAGCUGCUCCCUUAUCUACCGCUAGGUGCUAUUUCGCCUGUGAAGUAUUGGAUGAGAAAAUAUAUUCCAUUGGUGGAUUAGGUUCAAAUUCAAGUGAUCCACAUUCUUGGGACAUUUAUGAUCCUAGCACGAAUAGUUGGAUAUUUCAUUCUGACGCAAACAUUGUUCCUGAAAUUGAGGAUUCUGUGGUCAUGGAUGGGAAAAUCUACAUUCGGUGUGGCACUUCUGCUGUAACUUCUCAUGUCUAUGCUGUUGUUUAUGAACCAUCAAGCGGUACAUGGCAGCAUGCAGACGCUGAUAUGGUUUCUGGCUGGCGAGGUCCAGCAGUUGUAAUAGGCGGGACCCUGUAUGUAUUGGAUCAGAGCUCAGGAACUAGGCUGAUGAUGUGGCAGAAGGAGACUAGGGAAUGGAUACCAGUCGGGAGGCUGUCAUCCUUGCUUACCAGACCACCCUGUCAACUCGUAGCUGUUGGGAAGAGUAUUUAUGUUGUUGGAAAGGGGCUUAGCACAGUCAUGUUUGAUGUUGAAAAUGCAGGGAAUAUGGAAGGGGUAAUUGUGAGUUCUUCAAUACCUAGAUUGAAUUCUGAUGAUGAUGUAAUCAGCUGUAAAUGUUUGUCCAUUUGAAAUUCUUAUUUAUGGAGUAUUA
Molecule: messenger RNA, 1258 nt
Organism: Fragaria vesca subsp. vesca
Lineage: Eukaryota; Viridiplantae; Streptophyta; Magnoliopsida; Rosales; Rosaceae
Product: F-box/kelch-repeat protein SKIP4-like
Exons: 3
Coding region: 157-1236 (359 amino acids)
Molecular function (GO): protein binding
Source: RefSeq, a predicted model, not a curated record